UGGGAGUCUGGGAACUUGGGGCUUUGGGGGCGGGCUGGGAGCUCCACGGGCUCCCCGUGGGUGGCAGGCGGGGAGUCGGGGUGUCUGUGUUUCGGGGCCCCUCGCUCCGUCAGGGGCUCGCCCGGCGCAGGGAGAGCCGAGCCCAUGGAGCCGCCCGGAAGGCCUGCGGAGACGAGGCUUUCCCGUCGGGCGGAGCCCGCGGGCGGAGGUCGAGAUUUCUUGUGGAGCUUAGCCGUCAGCCCCCUCGGAACUAGGAGGAGAGCUGAAAUGUUGUUUCGGGGUCCAUGCUCCAUUAUUAUUAUUGUUAUCAUUAUUGGUUUAAGGAUUUGUUGAUUGUCCCUGUGGAUUCCUGGAGUGCCCCCAAGGGACAGGGGAGUGGAUAGUGUCUUGGAUUCCUUCUGCACUUGCUGUGUUUAGUGUCAGAGAGCCUGGGUGGCCAGACGUAUCGGUGGGUCACCCUCCAUUUCCUUCGCACUUAAUGUAAUAUGGCACUGUCAUUUAGAAAGUAUCUGCCUUUCUUAAGUCUGUGGCCCUGGGUGACUUUCGAUAGGACAUCCAAGUUUCUCCUUUGGUGGGCUUUCAUGGUGUUUUGUUCAGGACAUUAAAGCUGGAAUCACAGUGUAUAACAAUUGUUUAUCUGUCUUGUCACAGUCAUUUAUGAACCUGGCUUACAUUUUAUUCAUUUUGGACUUCUUCCCCACCAGGAGACUAUCACAGUGCCUCUCAUGCUAGGGUCAGAGAACAGGUUGAUGGAUCAAGCUGUUGUGUCGACCUUGAGGUCCCAUCUCGGGGAAGAGGUUACUCUUGACCUGGGCAAGGGGUUGAGAGGGAGAAGAACCAUGGUCCCUGCCCUGUGGGAGGCCCAGAUGUGAUGGAAACAUGCCAGAGCCUGGCAAGCCCUCAGAAGCAAGCAGAGGGCAAAGCAGGCAGCUGAGCCUUGAGUGGACUCAGGAUGUAGAAGUGGAGAGGAGUCCAUCAGGAAAGGCUCCUGGGUAGAAGGUAGUUUUAUUUAUUUUUAAAUUUAUUUUGGCCGUGUUGCACAGCUUGCAGGAUCUCAGUUCCCCAAUCAGGGAUUGAACCUGGUCCAUGGCAAUGAAAGCCCGGAAUCCUAACCACUAGGCCACCAGGAACUCCCAGAAGGUAGUUUUAAACAGGAUUGAAAAAAGAUGGUAUGGAUACAGCUGAGCAGGUGUUUGUUGACUGCCUAAUAAAAGCUAGGACCUUGGAGCUAUGGAGAAAAAUUAAACAGGGUCUCCUCUCUGAUCUGCCUCAAGUCUAGUCUGAGAGGCCAGGUGUGAAUUCAUGAAGAAGCAGCUAACCAUGGUGACGUGCAGUGGUUCUCAGCCGUCACCAACAAUCAGCAUCACUUGAAGAAGCCUGUUUAAAAUACAGAUUCCCAGGCCUCACGCCAGCCGUACUUGGGUUGGGCGAGGCUGGGAAGGUACAGCAAAUGGUGCAGCAUCCUGAAGAGGGACGGCUUUACCAAAGGGAUAGUUGGAACUGCAUCUGGAAGGGGAUGUAUGAUUUGGAUGUGUGGAGGGGUAAGGGACUCACAGUCCUGCUUCACUCAAGGAGUCUGUGAAAAAUUGGGUUUGUAGAAAUAGCAUGUGCAAGGUUUGGGGAGCUGAGGUAGGAAGGGCGUUUUGAAAGUGUGAAUGGAAAGGUCAGUUUGGACCACUGGGUUUGCAUGGGAGUGAUUAGAAGGAAGAUUGGAAGGAAUGGCCUCUGUGGGUUACAGAGCUCGCUGGGGUGCUCCCUCUUCCUGCUUCCCCCCUUCCCUCUUCCUCAUCCUCUUCCCUUCCCCCUUUACCUCCCCCGGGCCGCCCUUUACACACAAUAUCUCAUUCCAUUUCUUAUAUCAAUAUUGUUAGGUGGAUAUUGUUUUUCUUAGUAUUUGGGUGAGGAGACCUGAGGCUCUGGCCAGGGUUACCUAGCUUGUAGGAGUCUAGUGUGAGUCUGGUAAUCGUCUCACUCACCACUGAGGAUUCUUGAACGUGGGCAAGAAGCUGGGCUGUGGUUGCGGGGUUGUAGAAUUAGGGUGGCCGAUGGAACCGUCUAAAGCGAGAUGGGUGUGGGUGGUGAUGCGCACAGCCUUGAGUCAGAUGGUUUGGGUUCAAAUCCCAGCUUCGUUAUUUGCCAAGUACGUGACCCUGGGCACGUUGCUUGAUCUUGCUAAGCCUCAGUUCUCUCCCCUGUAACGUGGGAACCGUAAUACCCACCUCGUGGGGUUGUCGUGCACAUCAGUGAGGGGUACCUGGCACGGAGCAGUUGCUCACCACCUGGAAGCUACUGUAAUCCGCUCUGUAAUUAGUCUCUGGGCUGUGGCUGUGCACCUGCAUCCCACCCUUUAGCACAUUGGUUUCCAGGACACAGUCCCUCCUGGCUGGGCUUGUUUUAGGUGCUGCAAGUUUGCCAUGUAAAUAUUUAUUGAAAACCUAGGCGUGGCCUAGGAACCAGUGACUCAAAACCUGUGCCUGAUGGAAAGGAGGUUUGGAGUGGGGGAUGGUUGGUGGUUAUGGGUUGUGCUCACCAGGUAAUAUAUAAAGAGGGAGGAUACUUGAAUCCAGAAGAGGAAGGGCCCUUCAUUACCAGGAGCUGAGAUGAGCGAGAGCUUGCCUGGAGGCUGGGGGUGACUGACAGUCUCUUCUUUUUUUACUUUUUUUUGCGGUACGCGGGCCUCUCACUGCUGUGGCCUCUCCCAUUGUGGAGCACAGGCUCCAGACGCGCAGGCUCAGCGGCCAUGGCUCACGGGCCCAGCCGCUCCGCGGCACGUGGGAUCUUCCCAUACUGGGGCACGAACCCGUGUCCCCUGCAUCGGCAGGCGGACUCUCAACCACUGCGCCACCAGGGAAGCCCGACAGUCUCUUCUGAGCCCAGGAAGUGGUAGUAGGGGCCCUGGCCAGCCUGGAUCCCUCCCACGCUAUGACUGGGGCUGUUGGGGCCUCUGUCCAUCUCUUUUCCAGGUGACAGUGUCAUGGCUGUGCCCCAGGCUUUCCCGCCAGGGCCCCUCUGUGAGGGGGGUGCUCUGGUGGAGCCCCAGCCCUCCCCUCGAAGCUCGGCUGAGGGCUUCUUGGAGGAGGAGCUCCGGCUUAAUGCUGAGCUGAAGCAGCUGCAGUUUUCUGAGCCCGUGGGCGUCAUCUACAAUCCUGUGGAGUAUGCGUGGGAGCCGCAUCGCAGCUACGUGACCCGCUACUGCCAGGGGCCCAAGCAAGUGCUCUUCUUGGGCAUGAACCCAGGACCCUUUGGCAUGGCCCAGACUGGGGUGCCCUUUGGGGAAGUGAGUGUAGUCCGGGACUGGUUGGGCAUUGGGGGGCCUGUGCAGACCCCUCCCCAAGAGCACCCCAAGCGACCAGUGCUGGGACUGGAGUGCCCUCAGUCCGAGGUGAGUGGUGCCCGGUUCUGGGGCUUUUUCCGGAACCUCUGUGGACAGCCCGAGGUCUUCUUUCGUCACUGUUUCGUCCACAACCUGUGUCCUCUGCUCCUCCUGGCUCCCAGCGGCCGCAACCUCACCCCCGCCGAGCUGCCGGCCAAGCAGCGAGAACAGCUCCUUGGGGUCUGUGAUGCGGCCCUGUGCCGGCAGGUGCAGCUGCUGGGGGUGAGGCUGGUGGUGGGCGUGGGCCGCCUGGCUGAGCAGCGGGCGCGGCGAGCUCUGGCCAGCCUGAUGCCCGAGGUCCAGGUGGAGGGGCUCCUGCACCCGUCCCCUCGCAACCCGCAGGCCAACAAGGGCUGGGAGGUGGUGGCCAAGGAGAGACUGAACGAGCUGGGGCUGCUGCCGCUGUUAACGAAGUGAGCGCCCCUGCGGCCUGCACAGGAUGUGUUCAAGGUCCCCUGGGUCCUUCGGGGCAAGCAGAUGGCCGCGUGCCUCCUGGACUGGAGCGAAAAGGUCCCCCUCGGCUCCCUGGUUGCUAGGACCUGCCGCGGCAGUUUGGACACUACUCCUGCUUGCCCUCCCGAUUCCUGCCCGCCUCACCUUCCUUUGAGCGUUGCUUCUUUGGUCUGUGGUACCCAGCUCCACAGAGAGCCAGCACCUGCAAACUGCUCCACCUCAGUGUUUCCCUGGAGCCUCUCUUCGGCGGAGAGUGACCUGAACAGUGACUUCCGAGGUCAUAUUUGCCGUUUUAGAGAAAAGCUUCUGCCAGGAUCCCCACCCGUCCUAGAAUGGCUUCCUUCAGCUCACCCCUUGCCUCACAGGGACCAGGACAAAGCGUGGGUCAUGGCUGCUGAGAGUGAGCUUCUGAUGGGAGACUGAGGCUGCGUCAGAGAGAGACAAUUCAGUGUGGCAGCGUGGGAACGGCCAGAAGACCUGGAUUUCCAUCCCAGCUUUGAGACUUGUGAACUUUAUGACUUUGGACAAGUUGCUUGACCUCUCCAAGCCUCGGGAUCCUCAUCUAUAAAAUGGGGUCCCUGCCUCGUGGGGCUGGCGUGGGGAUUAACUGAGGUAACCCUUAAAAGUGCCUUGCGUAAUGCCUGGCACGUGGGUGCUCCUUACACCUUUUCUAGCUUUCUUGCCCCCAGGUUGGGGAGGCACUGCACUGCACUACACAGGAAGCCCCUCUGACACAAAGACCCGGGUGGAGGUAGGGGCUGGGCCUCCACCUGUAGCCUGAGUGAUGGGCAGAUUCUUGCCCCACCAGAGAUGGACUAAUGAGUUAUGACAAACCCAGCCUGUGAUUUUUCCGUCUAAGCAUUAAAAGCUCCUAAACACUUU
This is a messenger RNA of Globicephala melas (long-finned pilot whale), 4708 nucleotides long. The record is from RefSeq and is a predicted model, not a curated record. NCBI's taxonomy places the organism in Eukaryota, Metazoa, Chordata, Mammalia, Artiodactyla, Delphinidae.